This is a messenger RNA of Miniopterus natalensis, 1991 nucleotides long. It is a transcript of the gene SLC1A7, whose product is annotated as solute carrier family 1 member 7. The record is from RefSeq and is a predicted model, not a curated record. Lineage: Eukaryota; Metazoa; Chordata; Mammalia; Chiroptera; Miniopteridae. Gene Ontology annotation, molecular function: L-glutamate transmembrane transporter activity; glutamate:sodium symporter activity; neutral L-amino acid transmembrane transporter activity. Gene Ontology annotation, biological process: L-glutamate transmembrane transport. Gene Ontology annotation, cellular component: plasma membrane.
AGGAUUGUGGCUUCCCUCUGGGGCAGCCGCUCAGGCCAUGGCCCUGUGGCUGGCAACUGGUGCUUAGCAACCCUGACCACCUGCCUGCUGAGGAGCCAAAGCCCCCAGCCAGGACCCUGUGCCCCCAACUGGCAUCACGUGCAUGGAAUAGUGCUGUGCCCAGUGCCAGCAGGCCGGGCUCACCAUGGUGCCGGGUGCCAUCCUGGCACGAGGGAGGGACGUUUGUAAGCGGAACGGACUGCUCAUCCUGUCCGUGCUAUCUGUCACCGUGGGCUGCCUCCUUGGCUUCUUCCUGAGGACCCAGCACCUCUCACCACAGGAAAUUAGUUACUUCCAGUUUCCUGGAGAGCUCUUGAUGAGGAUGUUGAAGAUGCUGAUCCUACCGCUGGUGGUCUCCAGCUUGAUAUCCGGCCUUGCCUCUCUGGACGCCAAGACCUCCAGCCGCCUGGGCAUCCUCACUGUGGCAUACUACCUGUGGACCACCUUCGUGGCAGUCAUCGUGGGCAUCAUCAUGGUCUCCAUCAUCCACCCGGGCGGGGCGGCCCAGAAGGAGGAGACGGAGCAGAGUGGGAAGCCCAUCAUGAGCUCAGCCGACGCCCUGCUGGACCUCAUCCGGAACAUGUUCCCAGCCAACCUGGUAGAAGCCACAUUCAAACAGUACCGCACCAAGACCACACCCAUUGUCAAGUCCCCCAAAGUGGCAUUGGAGGAGGCCCCUUCUCGGCGGAUCUUCAUCUAUGGGGUCCAGGAAGAGAAUGGCUCUCACGUUCAGAACUUCACCCUGGACCUGACCCCGCCACCUGAGGUCAUUUACAAGUCAGAGCCUGGCACCAGUGAUGGCAUGAACGUGCUGGGCAUCGUCAUGUUCUCUGCCACCAUGGGCAUCAUGCUGGGCCGCAUGGGGGACAGUGGGGCCCCCCUGGUAAGCUUCUGCCAGUGCCUCAAUGAGUCCGUCAUGAAGAUAGUGGCAGUGGCUGUGUGGUACUUCCCCUUCGGUAUUGUAUUCCUCAUUGCUGGCAAGAUCCUGGAGAUGGAUGACCCUACAGCCGUGGGAAAGAAGCUGGGCUUCUACGCAGUCACUGUAGUGUGUGGGUUGGUGGUCCAUGGCCUCUUCAUCCUGCCCCUGCUCUACUUCCUCAUCACCAAAAAGAACCCUGUGGUCUUCAUCCGUGGCAUCCUUCAGGCCCUGCUCAUCGCACUGGCCACCUCCUCCAGCUCAGCCACACUGCCCAUCACCUUCAAGUGCCUGCUAGAGAACAACCGCAUCGACCGGCGCAUCGCCCGCUUCGUGCUGCCCGUGGGCGCCACCAUCAACAUGGACGGCACCGCGCUCUACGAGGCUGUGGCUGCCAUCUUCAUCGCCCAGGUCAACAACUACGAGCUGGACUUCGGCCAGAUCAUCACCAUCAGCAUCACAGCCACCGCGGCCAGCAUCGGGGCAGCGGGCAUCCCCCAGGCCGGGCUUGUCACCAUGGUCAUCGUGCUCACCUCCGUGGGACUGCCCACUGACGACAUCACCCUCAUCGUUGCUGUCGACUGGGCUCUGGACCGCUUCCGCACCAUGAUUAACGUGCUGGGUGAUGCGCUGGCCGCAGGGAUCAUGGCCCACAUCUGCCGGAAGGACUUUGCUCAAGACACGGGCACUGAGAAACUGCCGCCCUGUGAGACGAAGCCAGUGAGCCUCCAGGAGAUCGUGGCAGCCCAGCAAAAUGGCUGUGUGAAAAGCGUGGCUGAGGCCUCAGAGCUAACCCUGGGCCCCACAUGUCUCCACCAUGUCCCUGUCCAGGUGGAGCAGGACGAGGAGCCGGCUGCCACCGGCCUGGACCACUGCACCAUUGAAAUCAGCGAGCUUGAGACCAAUGUCUGAGCCUGCAGGGCUGCAGAGGCCAGGGGAGGACUCCAGGAUUGGGGCAAAGGGGAGGGCCUCAACUUACUACUUCCCUAAGCAGCCGUUAGGGGCCAGCCUCACAUGUUCUUCCCACCCUUGAGAG